AUGAUGGCCAAUUCACUCGACACCGUAAAUGUGAAUCAACCUACGCAAAAUGGUAGUAAAGUACAACCAUGCAAUAAUGAGUCAAAGACCAAUUUAAUUGUGAACUAUUUACCACAGACUAUGACUCAGGAAGAGAUAAGAUCGUUAUUCUCCAGUGUUGGUGAAGUUGAGAGUUGCAAAUUGAUUAGAGACAAAGUCACCGUAUUUCCCGACCACAUUCUUAAUGGGCAGAGUCUAGGCUACGCUUUCGUCAAUUACCACAAAGCGGAAGACGCCGAGAAAGCGGUAAACACAUUGAAUGGUCUUCGAUUACAAAAUAAGAUAAUUAAAGUGUCUUACGCCCGUCCAAGUUCUGACGCAAUCAAAGGCGCCAACCUUUAUGUGUCUGGCUUGCCGAAACACAUGACACAACAAGACUUGGAGAAACUCUUCAGCCCAUAUGGAACAAUUAUCAGUUCUCGUAUUCUUCAUGAGAAUGUUAGUGUUGGUCAUUUAUUGCAAGGUGGCUUGGAUGACCAAUCAAUUCAGGGACCUUCAAGAGGUGUUGCAUUCAUACGUUACGAUCAGCGGUGUGAAGCAGAGGCAGCCAUACGUGAGUUAAAUGGUACAGUUCCACCUGGAGGCACUGGACCGAUGACAGUGAAAUGUGCAAACAAUCCAAGCAAUCAGAACAAGGCUCUGGCUCCUUUAGCAGCAUAUUUGGCUCCAACUUCAACUCGCAGAUUUGUUGGUCCUGCUGGUAAGGCACUUUUAGCAAUCAACAAAGGUCUCCAAAGAUUUUCUCCACUAGCAGAUCCCCUCAUACAAGGUAAUGCUCUUGGUGGUUCAGGUUGGUGCAUUUUUGUCUAUAAUAUUGGGGCUGACACUGAAGAGAGUACUCUAUGGCAGCUCUUCGGCCCUUUUGGUGCCGUCCAGUGUGUAAAAAUUAUAAGGGAUCCCACAACAAACAAGUGUAAAGGGUAUGGUUUUGUCACAAUGACCAAUUAUGAUGAGGCUGUUGUUGCAAUUCAAUCAUUGAAUGGAUAUUCACUUAACGGUCAGGUGCUGCAGGUCAGCUUCAAAACAAAUAAAAGUAAAUCCUAA
Molecule: messenger RNA, 1083 nt
Organism: Parnassius mnemosyne (clouded apollo)
Lineage: Eukaryota; Metazoa; Arthropoda; Insecta; Lepidoptera; Papilionidae
Source: the annotation of a GenBank genome assembly